This is a messenger RNA of Anastrepha obliqua, 3165 nucleotides long. RefSeq names its product procollagen-lysine,2-oxoglutarate 5-dioxygenase (gene Plod). Gene Ontology annotation, cellular component: endoplasmic reticulum. NCBI's taxonomy places the organism in Eukaryota, Metazoa, Arthropoda, Insecta, Diptera, Tephritidae. The transcript has 11 exons. The coding region runs from base 337 to 2562 and encodes 741 amino acids. Gene Ontology annotation, molecular function: L-ascorbic acid binding; iron ion binding; procollagen-lysine 5-dioxygenase activity. Gene Ontology annotation, biological process: peptidyl-lysine hydroxylation. The record is from RefSeq and is a predicted model, not a curated record.
GAGCAGUUUUUGUUGGAGCAAGUUUAGCUGAAGCUUCUUCUUGUGCGUUUUGUUUUCAUUGGCACACUCGCCUUCGCUGAAAAUUAUUGUCGCUGUUGAUUGUAGAUGUGUUGUGUUUUUGAUAGUCUUAAAGGAAGCUGAAUGCUUCUUGGCUAGCAGACGCAAAUACGUCUCCGAAUGCGUUGGUCGUAUGGUACUCAGUCUGAAAAGUUUAACAAAUUCUGUGUAGUAAUUUUCGAGUAGUGUUCAUAAAUUUGUAUCAAAAGCGAAUGUGUUGCCCAGUGUUAGUUUUUAAGUGAAAACAAAUUCAAAUAAGUUGAAAAGUUAACUCAAAUAAUGAAAAUAUUAGAAAAACAAGUGUUCAGCUGUACGCUGGUGCUUCUGCUUAGUGUAUGGUCCUGCUGCACUUGGACGCCAGCGAACGCAACGACGACUGAUGCGCCCAACGAAGACGAGGAAGGAGCGAAGCACAUUAAAGUCUUUACCGUAGCGACAGAACGCACCGACGGAUAUUUGCGUUACUUGCGUUCGGCACAGCGUAUCUAUGAUAUUGAGGUCAACGCCCUUGGCAUGGAUGAGGAGUGGAAAGGCGGCGAUAUGAACGGUUUGGGUGGCGGCUAUAAAAUACGUUUGCUGCGUGAAGCUGUCGAGCCAUUCAAAAAUGAAAAAGACACAAUUAUCUUGUUCACUGACAGCUACGACGUCGUUUUCACCGGUGGCCUUAAAGAUAUCUAUCGGAGAUUCAAGGAAUUUGGCGGCAAAGUGAUCUUCUCCGCAGAAAAAUUCUGCUGGCCUGAUUCGGACUUGGCUAGGAAAUAUCCACCUGUCUCGGAAGCCAAUGCAUCGCCAUUCCUCAAUUCAGGCGCAUUCAUUGGCUAUGCACCACAGAUCUAUAGCAUUUUACAAGACGAGGAAAUCAAAGAUGAUGAUGAUGAUCAACGUUACUAUACAAGAAUAUUCCUUGAUACGGAAAAGCGCAAAAAAUUGGGCAUUCAAUUAGAUACGCACUCGCGUUUGUUUCAAACUCUGAAUGGCGCACGUGGCGAUCUGAAGCUGGAUGUGGAUUUGGACUCGAAUGAGGGUAAAUUGCUGAAUAUUAAUUUUAUGACUGAACCUGUUAUUAUACAUGGAAAUGGACCAAGCAAAGUAGAGUUGAAUGCAUUUGCAAAUUAUUUAGCGAAAACUUUUAAUGGCGAAUGUCUCAUAUGUCAGGAAGAUCGCUUGGAAUUGGAUGAAAGUAAACUGCCCAUCAUUUCCAUGGCGGUAAUCAUUACACAGGCAGUGCCUUUCUUCGAUAUGUUCUUGGAGAAAAUCGAAAACCUCAACUAUCCCAAAGACAAAUUGCAUUUGUUUAUUUACAGUAAUCAAAAAUUCCACGACGAUAUGGCGAAAUCGUUCCUAAAGCGGCUGGAGCAGGAGUAUCGCAGCGCGAAAAUUGUGUUGUCGAGCGAUAUGUUGAACGAGCAACAAGGACGUGAAUUGGCGCUUCAACAAGCUAAGAAAAAGCAGUGCGAUUAUAUAUUCUUUGUGGAUGCUGAUGUACAAGUGGACGAUCCGCAAUUGCUACGCGAAAUGUUAAUAAUGAAUAGACAAUUUGCUGCGCCGGUGGUAAGCAAAUACGAUGAAUUAUGGAGCAAUUUCUGGGGUGCGCUCUCCGAUGGCGGCUAUUAUGCGCGUUCACAUGAUUAUGUCGAUAUUGUCAAAGGCUCAUUUACUGGCAUGUGGAAUGUCCCGUAUGUGUCUAGUGUUUAUCUGAUUAAGAGCAGUGCAUUCAAACAUAUCUCGUAUCACCAUCGCGACUAUGACCCCGAUAUGGCAAUGUGCGAAUCACUACGGAGAGCUGGUGUCUUCAUGUAUGUCACCAAUCAACAUGUCUAUGGUCAUUUAGUGAAUGCUGAUAAAUUCGAUACAACUCUUGCACGUCCCGAUUUUUACGCAUUGUUCAGCAACAAAUACGAUUGGCUGAAGAAGUACAUACACCCCAACUACUUCAAAUACUUGGAACCCAAUGCGACUAUAGAACAACCGUGUCCGGAUGUGUUCUGGUUCCAGGUGGCCACCGAUGCCUUUUGUGAUGAUUUGGUUGCUAUUGCGGAGCAUUACGGAAAAUGGUCGGACGGCAGCAAUAAGGAUAGUCGGUUAGAGGGUGGCUAUGAAGCGGUGCCCACACGAGACAUACACAUGAAACAGGUGGGACUUGAUCCACUGUGGUUGAAAUUCCUCGAUUACAUUGUGCGCCCGCUGCAGGAAAAAGUAUUUACGGGCUACUACCAUAAUCCGCCACGCUCGCUCAUGAAUUUCAUGGUGCGCUAUCGCCCGGACGAACAGCCCUCACUGCGUCCACAUCAUGAUUCCUCGACAUACACCAUCAACAUUGCUUUAAAUAGUGUGGAUGAGGAUUAUGAAGGCGGUGGCUGCCGUUUCCUACGCUACGACUGUCAGGUCAAUAAGACACGCAAAGGUUGGAUGUUUAUGCAUCCAGGUCGUUUGACGCACUAUCAUGAAGGAUUGCCGGUGACUAAUGGCACGCGAUACAUAAUGAUUUCAUUCAUUGAUCCAUAAAUGUGGGAUAUGCAGAGUGGACCAGUGUGUGGACCAGCUAAUGGAUUACAUCUAUUUAGAAUUUAAGCACAAACUGCCAUUGGCAUGCCCAAAGAUUACAUUUAGUCGUUUUGUAGCUGAUUUCUUUAUAAUGACGCUGCCAAAAGUCUUCUUAGUUAUCAAAUCGAAUUGUAAGAGACUACAUAAUUCUACGCAACCAAAUAAGAACAAAGUCGUAAAAAACACUAUAUAUAGAAAUCAUAUCAUACAAACUUUAUGCAAAUACAUGCAUAUAUACAUACAUAUUAAUACUUAUUAUGAACAAACGUGAAAAACUAGUUGCACGCAUUCCGUGCGUACUUUGCUGAAUACUCGUCGUUAUGAAUGAAUUUAUAUUUUUCGAAACCAAUUAACCAAUAUACUCUUGUCUACAAAUGAAGCUACUUAUACAAUACAUAUAAACCAAACUGUCCUAAUGAUUUGAAUCAAGUAAAAUGUAGUAACUUUUUACAACAGCCGUAUUUUAUAUUUACUUUACCAGUUAGCGGAAGUAUGUGUUUGAUGAAUAGUGAUUGAUUAAUAAGCAAUAAAUAAAUACAAAAACAUAUUUUAUGUAUGAAUGUA